GCUACUAGAUGGCCUGUUGUUUAUCUCUCGUGUUAACAUGGCGACCUUGAAAAAACUGCAACUGCAAGGUCAAAACAUAGCCUUCCUAGUUAGAAGAUGGUGUUCAACAGAACAAUUAUACCCAAAAAUAACAACUCACUAUUCAAUAAUUCCAAGAGAAACAGAUGAAAGAUGGAAAGGUGUAAAGAUGGAAAGGUUUGCUGAUGAAACUGAUGUAAUCAUUGUUGGAGGAGGUCCAGCUGGAAUGUCUGCAGCCAUUAGGUUCAAACAACUUGCUAAUGAACAUGGUAAAGAGUUUCGAGUGUGUCUUGUUGAAAAGGCAGCAGAAGUAGGUGGUCACAUUUUGUCUGGAGCUUGUCUUGAACCUCAUGCUCUGGAUGAGUUGAUUCCAGACUGGAAGGAGAAAGGGGCUCCACUUAAUACUCCAGUGAAGGAAGACAUGUUUGGGCUACUAACAAAGAAACAUAGAAUACCAAUUCCAAUUUUUAAAGGUCUUCCGAUGUAUAAUCAUGGUAACUACUUAGUGCGGUUAGGUAACGUUGUUCGAUGGCUUAGUGAACAAGCUGAAGAUUUAGGUGUUGAAAUAUACCCAGGCUAUGCUGCUAGUGAGGUUUUGUUUCAUGAAGAUGGCAGUGUCAAGGGAAUUGCUACCAAUGAUGUUGGAAUUGCGAAAGAUGGCUCCCCGAAGGACACGUUUGAAAGAGGGAUGGAGUUCCAUGCCAAGUGCACAGUUUUUGCUGAAGGUUGUCAUGGCCAUUUAGCAAAACAACUUUAUAAAAAAUUCAACUUAAGAGAAAAUUGUGAUCCACAAACAUACGCAAUUGGUUUAAAGGAACUCUGGGAAGUUGAUCCAGCCAAUCACCAUCCUGGACGAGUGGAACACACAGUUGGUUGGCCACUUGAAAGAACAGCAUAUGGAGGAUCGUUCAUUUACCACAUAGAUGAAGGGCAGCCACUAGUAUCAAUAGGCUUUGUGAUUGGCUUAGAUUACCAGAAUCCCUACCUCAAUCCAUUUAGAGAAUUCCAAAGGUUUAAACUUCAUCCACAUAUUCGGUCAAUACUAGAAGGAGGAAAACGAAUUGGCUACGGUGCGCGAGCACUAAAUGAAGGAGGGUUCCAAAGCAUUCCAAAACUUACUUUUCCUGGGGGCUGUCUCGUUGGUUGCAGUCCUGGAUUUAUGAAUGUACCCAAGAUCAAAGGAACUCACAAUGCUAUGAAAAGUGCUAUGUUAGCUGCUGAAAGUGUUUUUGAAACUAUUUGUGAUGACACUCAGUCAUCUCCAACUACUGGUGUUGACCCCAAAGUGUAUGAAGAUAAAAUUCGCAAUAGUUGGGUAUGGAAAGAAAUUAGAUCAGUUCGAAAUAUCCGUCCAUCUUUCCACUCUCCACUUGGAAUAUAUGGAACUUUAGCAUAUGGUGCUGUCUUCUACAUGCUGCUUCGAGGAAAAGAACCUUGGACACUCUCUCACAGUGGAGCUGAUUAUCAAAGACUAAAACCAGCAUCAGAGUGUAAACCUAUUGAAUACCCUAAGCCUGAUGGAAUAAUUACCUUUGAUCUGUUAUCUUCUGUGGCUCUUACUGGGACCAAUCAUGAAGAUCAACCUCCUCAUCUAACUCUAAAGGAUGAUACAGUUCCAGUGAAAAGGAAUCACGCCAUCUUUAAUGGACCAGAACAACAAUUUUGUCCUGCAGGUGUCUAUGAAUAUGUACAAACUGAAGAUGGAAAAGAAGUAAGGUUUCAAAUCAAUGCUCAGAACUGCAUCCACUGUAAGACAUGCGACAUAAAAGACCCAAGUCAGAACAUUAACUGGGUGGCCCCAGAAGGAAGUGGUGGCCCAGCUUAUAAUGGAAUGUAACAAAAGUAAAGUUUCUAGGUAAUGACAUUUGUUUGAGAACAAUAGAACCCCAGGUACAGCAAACAGGAAAGACUGUACUUUGUAAUUUUCAGCAGUGUAUAUUGUACUGUAGCCUACAUGUUUCUAAGACUGAGUGUUUAUAGGUUUUUCAAAACUGCUGUAAGAUAUCUUUAUGAAAGUACAUAGUUGAUUUUUUUUAAUGAACCAAAUUAGUAUAAAGAUUGUGGGUAAUUUUAAUUCUUGAUUGUAUUCAGUUCUUUAUGAGACGUGUUUGUAGAAAACGAUGCUUAUUCUGUUUUCCUGUUCUAGUUGUAUUCUUUGCCACUUGCUUUAUACACCUUUGUGGUUCAAGUUUACUCCAUUUCACACUACUGAAACAUUACUUAUCAUAAGAUAUACUAUAUUAAUUGCUUGAAUUUAAAAAUUAAUGUGGAAUUUAGUGUAAAAUGUGAUGCAGUUAUUACUUUAACGUUAUUUCCUUUUGGUAGAAAUCAUAAAAAUUGAAUAGUAUUUGCUAUAUGUAUAAAAUUUAAUAUAAUAGUUUUGUAUAAAAAAUGAACAAGUAGCUAAUGUAUGUGUAAAGAAAAAACACUUAAAUGUUUAUAUCAAAUUAUUAUCUGUAUUUCCUGCACAUAUGAGAAGUUAAACCCAAUAUUUUCUGUAAUUGAAACACUUCACACAGUACGUGUUCCAAGUGAAACCUUUUACCCAGUACUUGCUGUAUGUGAAAAGUUUAUUGCAUCCUAUUCACAGUUGACAUUCUAUUGAAAAUCAAGUCCUGUGUGUCUCAUUGAUAGUUGAACCACACAUGUCCCAUUGACAGUUAUAUUCAUUGUUUAAUAUAUGCUUAAUAUUUUUGUGUCUGGUGCUAUAAGUAUAAAAAUAUAACAUAGGUAGGCUUACAAACAUAUAGGGGGUCAUCAUAAUAAGAAAUCUUCUAUAAGCAUGAAUGUACAUUCAGUUUUAUCUUUACUGAUAUUCUUAUAACACUGAAAGUAUCUCUAAAAUUCUGAAUCUAUAUUUAGUUUUAUACUUUCUGAAAAUUUCAUUAUUAGAAACAGCCAUUCAAGUUAAAUCAAUAACAUAGUUAGUUGUUGGUUAUAUUUAUAGUUACCAAGUGAAUAUUUUCCUUUAAAACAUGUAAAAAAAAAGAAAAAGAUGUCCAUUUACAGCACUCAAAAUUUAAGGGGCUGAACAACUCAAGUUUUUGAAAAUCAUAUUUUUGUUUGAUUGUUAUUCUUGACAAAGAAAAAAGGCCUAAAAAGUGAGUUUUUUUAGCCCAAUGUGUAAGGGUUUUUGGCAGAUUCAUUAUCCAUUAGUAAUUUACUGUUAAAUCACCUUUUAUCUGUAGGGCAGAUUUAUUUUUACUGUCAUUUUUGCUUAAAAUCUAUUUUAAUUUUUUCAGUAAAUUUUGCACUGUAUUUUUAAGAAUUCUUUAAAAUAUUGACUGUUCCAAAUUAGUAUGGGCAUGCAAAAUAAAAACUUGUAAAUUUAAAGCAUCCUCUAAUAAUAAUAAUAAUUAACACUCUUCCUUAUUUGUGAUAAUUCCUUACAAAAACCAAAACUUCAUUAAAUGAAAUAUAUGCUAAUGUUUAAAGCUUUUGAUAAAAUGCAUAUGUUACACUCUUUGACUCAAUCUCAAGAUUUGGCUGCUGUCUGCAAAAGAUAACCUUUUCAUGAAUUGAGCAUGUCAAAAUUAUCAAAGACCAAAAUGUGAUGUUAUAAUGCAGUUUUUGAACUACAGUUUGUGUAAAUCCUAGCAUUUGUUUCACUUUCUCCAUUUUAUUUUUUGUUUAUUUGGUAUCUUGCAUUUCACAGUUUAGCAAAAUAAAUUCUACAAACACUGAAAUAACAUUUUAUUUACAAAAUGUUAAUUUCUUUAGAUCAGUGACCAAAUCCUGACCUGGAGCAUAACAUAUACAACAGGUUAGGGCCUGCAAAACC
Molecule: messenger RNA, 3799 nt
Organism: Limulus polyphemus (Atlantic horseshoe crab)
Lineage: Eukaryota; Metazoa; Arthropoda; Merostomata; Xiphosura; Limulidae
Product: electron transfer flavoprotein-ubiquinone oxidoreductase, mitochondrial-like
Exons: 13
Coding region: 38-1855 (605 amino acids)
Biological process (GO): electron transport chain
Cellular component (GO): mitochondrial inner membrane
Molecular function (GO): iron-sulfur cluster binding; electron-transferring-flavoprotein dehydrogenase activity
Source: RefSeq, a predicted model, not a curated record